AUGUUUCCUUCCUCACGCGGAGGCGAGAUCUCCUUUCCAGCCCGGCCUGCCUCGUCACCGAGCUCUGCUUCGUUCGGCGCGCCCACCUCUCCUUUUUCUGAUUUUGCGCCCUCUUCGUCGCGCGCACCGGAGACGCCGAUGGACAUCUUCCUGGGGGAGCGGUAUCGAACGUUGAAUCUUGCUCCCGGCGAGUUGACUGACGAACAGAGGCAGAUGCAGCAGCAAAUGCUGAUGCAACAAAGGGUGGAGAAGUUUUUCUCCGAAGGAUGCCUAAUGCGGGCCUGCCUCAUGGGGACUGGCGGAGGCGUGCUCGGCGUCCUUUUCGGCACGUUCUUCUUCUCCAUGAAGCCCGUGGAUGUCGACACGACGCUGCCGUUUCGCGCGCAGCUCAAACAACAGUACCAGAACUUCCUGCCUGAAGUCGGGCGCUCGGCUAAGAACUUCGCCAAACUCGGGUUCAUCUACUCACUAACCGAGUGCUUCAUCCAGCGCGAACGCGCGGUCCACGACAUAAACAACGCCAUCUACGCCGGCUGUGUCACUGGUGCCACGCUUUCGUAUCGAGGAGGGCCCUGGGCAGUUGCAGUCGGAUGCGCAGGUUUCGCGGCGUUCUCUGGAGUCAUGGAAAAACUUCAGCCUUUUGGGAACAUGGGCUCUUAG
Besnoitia besnoiti is the source of this 660-nucleotide messenger RNA. Its product is annotated as putative inner membrane translocase subunit TIM17. Gene Ontology annotation, biological process: protein insertion into mitochondrial inner membrane. Gene Ontology annotation, cellular component: TIM22 mitochondrial import inner membrane insertion complex. The record is from RefSeq and is a predicted model, not a curated record. Gene Ontology annotation, molecular function: transmembrane protein transporter activity. NCBI's taxonomy places the organism in Eukaryota, Apicomplexa, Conoidasida, Eucoccidiorida, Sarcocystidae. The transcript is spliced from 4 exons. The coding region runs from base 1 to 660 and encodes 219 amino acids.